Geosmithia morbida is the source of this 201-nucleotide messenger RNA. RefSeq lists its product as uncharacterized. The transcript has 2 exons. NCBI's taxonomy places the organism in Eukaryota, Fungi, Ascomycota, Sordariomycetes, Hypocreales, Bionectriaceae. The record is from RefSeq and is a predicted model, not a curated record. Bases 1 to 201 code for a protein of 66 amino acids.
AUGAGCCGAGAAGAGCUCCCCAUUGCGGCAUUGCCGGGGCCACCAAUGUCCAAGGACCACACGGCUGCCACGAGACGAUCUGACGUUCCGCAGCGGCGCCGCCGACGGGCGAAGAUGGACAGCAACGGGUACGGCAGCGCUGUAGGCGUGAAUGCCGGACCUUGGUCGGGGGGGGGGGCAUCCGCCCGUCCUGACGAGUAG